Molecule: messenger RNA, 1186 nt
Organism: Rhagoletis pomonella (apple maggot)
Lineage: Eukaryota; Metazoa; Arthropoda; Insecta; Diptera; Tephritidae
Exons: 3
Coding region: 26-1036 (336 amino acids)
Biological process (GO): cilium assembly
Cellular component (GO): centriole; non-motile cilium
Source: RefSeq, a predicted model, not a curated record
AAAGUUGCUCCUUAAGUGCGCGCAAAUGUUACCUGUGUCACAUCUCACAGCUUUGUUGUACAGCCAAAACACAAAGGAACAAGAUCUACGCAAACUAAUCAAAUAUGAGGCAACGCUUGGCAUUAACAUUAAUCAAGACAACUAUUUUGAGAACCUCUUCAAGCGCACAACUGCCAGUUUUCGCGCCAAAGUUGGAAAGGAAAAUGUACGUUGCGAACGAGUUGUAAAGGAAAACUAUACACGUAAUCAUGAUCAACAUGUGUUGCGCCCGCUAAACCAAUUAGCCCAGCACCAACAACCUGAUUCCAGAGCAGCAAUAACGAAAAAAGGGCCACAAACUCAAACUGCUCACAGUUAUUCUAAUACGCGCUCUGGAGCCACCACAGAGGGUGGUGGCGUGUUGCGAAACAGCAACAAAAAUCAUCAAUCCCAACAACAUAAACCGCCGCAGUCUGGGCCAUCUAGAAAUGCGCGCAAUUUGGAGAAUUUAUGCCGUGAGCAAGCUUGGCAAUCAGAUAAUCGCAUACCUUUUGGUGAGUGCCCAGAAUCACGUGGACCACAACACGAAGCAGCAGAACGUGGUAGGACAAGAGUAUCGCAAACAAGAGCUUUAGUUAGAGAGCGUAGUCUGAAAAGAGUUCAGCCGGCAACAGGCUCAAAUGAGGUCAGAACAGGAAGAAGCAAGGCGGCCAGCUGCGCAACGGCAAGAGAUGGUGGCAAUUCGCAACCGGCACAAGCCGUUGUGGCACGAGACGCAAGUCAUGGACGCGCACGCGCUAAGCAACCAAAUCACGAACGCGGUGCAACAGCACGAAGCCCGAGUGCUGGCAGCUCUGCCACAGCUCGAUCUGUGGGAGUUAUAAUACCACGACAUUGCACCACUACACGUCGCCGCCGUCCGCUCAGUACAGAUCCGGUCGCCUUAUAUCACUACUACCAGAGCGAAUGGAAUCAUUUCCGCGAACAAAUUCCCGGCGAGAGUUCACAUGCGGAUUUACGUUGGCUUAUACGUACGCGCCUAAUGGAUCCCAACUAAUGGACUAUGACGAACUUAAGGGACAAGAGAUAUAUAACUACAUAUGUGCAUACAUAUUGUAUGCUUUUUAGCUAUAAACAAAUUUUUUUAUCGAUUUUUUUAAAACAGAUUGACUUGAUUGAAUAAAAACUGAAUAUUUGUAACUUUUAA